Anastrepha obliqua is the source of this 2082-nucleotide messenger RNA. RefSeq lists its product as uncharacterized. The record is from RefSeq and is a predicted model, not a curated record. The transcript has 2 exons. Bases 1 to 2082 code for a protein of 693 amino acids. NCBI's taxonomy places the organism in Eukaryota, Metazoa, Arthropoda, Insecta, Diptera, Tephritidae.
AUGUAUUUCACGUACAUUUGCUGUUUGUCAUUUUGCAUUGGCACAGCUUUGGCUGUGUUAUAUAAUGGUGAAGCGCCUAGGCAUACUGCCGAUCUAAUUGUUGGAGAAGUGCAACAACAACAUCAGCAUAGGCAACAACAACAACAGUCUCUUCCUGGUUAUCACUACAGUAGCCCAGUGCCGCCCACACCGCAACACGCUUUUGCUGGCUAUAGCUAUAAUGCGCCUGCAGCUACAGCAACAACACCAACAACCACAGAGGCGCCUACAACCACAACCACAAGUACAACAACAACCACAGUUCGACCCACAGUGACAGGUGCACCCGCCCAAGUGGCACCUGUUGGAUACAUUUAUGGCUCGCCCAUUGCCGAAAGUUAUAACCAACACGCCUUCUAUCCACCGUACUAUCAGCAAAUCCAUCACACACCCGCAUUGGGAAUUGGCAGCGCUCUUAAUGUGCAACAGCAAUUGCCUUCGAGCUCCGUGCCCAACUACUUUGUGCCACAUUCGGAAGCCACCAACACAGGAAAACGUUUUGAAGCAACGCCCAACUAUUUUGUGCCACGCGUUGUGACGGGCAAAGGAGUAGUGCCACAAGCAACGCCGUCAACGCAACCAGAAAAGCCAGAACGCAAGGAAGAGCCAGAAAAACGUUUGCCUGUAGUGGGCGCUUACAACUAUGCGCGUCCAGUACAUGGUGCUGAAUUGGCAUUAGAACCAUUGACGCCCUACCAGCGCGCAUUUCAAGAGUUUGCCGACUAUUUGAUAUGGCAACGGGCGCAAGGUAAGCACCAGGACAGCGCGCAGUUUCAACAACAACAGCAACCAAAAAUUGUUACACAACCAGCGCAGAAACAUCAGGAUGCUACGCUACAGCAGGCUUCACAAGCGUAUGAGAAUAGGGCGAGCUUUCCUGCCGUUCAAAAGCAAUUUUCGUAUGUAGCGCCAGCGCAGCCUAGCAGUAGCACUCCUCUGGUGUCGCAGCAAGCUGCGGCUGUGAGUUUUCCUACACAAACUUAUCCACAAAUUCCGACUACACCAGCAAAACAGAGCGCUCCGCAAUAUGCAGCGAAUUUUAUUGAUCAAACUCAAGCACAGGCAGUUGAUCAAAAAGGUCCAGCGAUCAGCGACAAUUUGCUUACCGGCGAACGCUAUGUGGGCAGCGCCAAUGCUGUGGGGUAUUUGGAAAUGCCUUCCGAGUCUUGGGAGUUGCCCUCGUACACCACUAUGGAAAUGGCGGCGAUACCCAGCAAUGAGCUGAGCUUAAGUCCGGUUGUCGUGCAAGCGAACACUGUAAAGGGCCCGAAAUAUGUUUAUGAAUCAGAACAAAGGUUAACGCAAACUGCUCAACAAACGAAACUACAAACACAAACACAACAACAAUAUGGUACGCAAGUACAACCACAACUCGCUGAAAGUGCUCAAAGCUAUGCGCCAACAUUGCAACAGCAACAACCCCAAACCCAGAGGUAUCCAUUAGUGAGUGAUAAAAGAUUUGCGCAAACACAAAUGCAAACCUAUCAGCCGACUCAUGCACCGCAACCACUAACACUACAAGCGACCAAUGAGCGGUCUCCACAACUACAGCAAUGGCCCCAAAAUUUAGCAUUACAGGCACAACAGCACCAACAGCUGGCACAACAAACACAGCCACAAAAUAUCUAUCUUAGAGAGCCGUUUGCACAAACUGCACAAAUCGCUGCGACUGCGCUUCGGCAGGUAUUGCAAGAACAGCCAGCGUCUCAACCAAGCAAGUCGGUUGGUGGUGGUCUCACGCAAGGAACGUUGGAAAAUCUACACCAACAGCAACAGCAGAAACAAAAACAUCAACAACAAUAUUAUGGCAGCCUAGAAGCGCAACAGUAUCCAAGAGAGCAAUCCACCAUAGCGCCGAGCGCAUACCCUCACGACUCUCAAACACCCACUCAUCCUACUCUAGCGCCUUUAUCGAACUCCAAUUCUAAUGUGUACUUCCAUAAAGAUACGACGCUAUUGCGACGCCCACACAGCAGUUAUGGUGUACCCAUAGAAAAUACUAACAUCGCCGGUUACAGCUACCAAAGACCAGUGGGUCAGUGA